Octodon degus (degu) is the source of this 2459-nucleotide messenger RNA. It is a transcript of the gene Matk, whose product is annotated as megakaryocyte-associated tyrosine kinase. Gene Ontology annotation, molecular function: protein tyrosine kinase activity; ATP binding; protein binding. The record is from RefSeq and is a predicted model, not a curated record. Bases 147 to 1547 code for a protein of 466 amino acids. Gene Ontology annotation, biological process: protein phosphorylation. NCBI's taxonomy places the organism in Eukaryota, Metazoa, Chordata, Mammalia, Rodentia, Octodontidae. The transcript is spliced from 13 exons.
UGUGCAGCCUGGGCCGCCUCGGGGUGCGCAGCCGGCUUGCGGGGUCCCCUUUUGGGGGCGGUCGCGGGGCUCGGCCCGGAGGCGCCCCCUAAGCAGGUGAACUCCUGCUUCCCCCGCGCCUGGCACCUCUGCCCAUCGCAGCGAGGAUGCCAACGAGGCGCUGGGCCCCCGGCACCCAGUGCAUCACCAAGUGCGAGCAUUCGCGCCCCAAGCCGGGGGAGCUGGCCUUCCGCAAGGGCGACGUGGUCACCAUCCUGGAGGCCUGCGAGAACAAGAGCUGGUACCGCGCCAAGCACCACGCGAGCGGACAGGAGGGGUUGCUGGCGGCGGGUGCGCUACGGGAGCGGGAAGCCCUCUCUGCGGACCCCAAGCUCAGCCUCAUGCCGUGGUUCCAUGGGAAGAUUUCGGGUCAGGAGGCCGUGCAGCAGCUGCAACCGCCCGAGGACGGACUGUUCCUGGUGCGCGAGUCCGCGCGACACCCGGGUGAUUACGUGCUGUGCGUCAGCUUCGGACGCGACGUCAUCCACUACCGCGUGCUGCACCGGGACGGGCACCUCACCAUCGACGAGGCCGUGUGCUUCUGCAACCUCAUGGACAUGGUGGAGCAUUACAGCAAGGACAAAGGACCCAUCUGUACCAAGCUUGUGAAGCCCAAGAGGAAGCAGGGGACCAAGUCUGCAGAGGAGGAGCUGGCCAAGGCUGGCUGGCUGCUGGACCUGCAGCACCUGACCCUGGGUGGGCCCAUCGGAGAAGGGGAGUUUGGAGCUGUCCUGCAGGGCGAGUAUCUGGGACAGAAGGUGGCGGUGAAGAAUAUCAAGUGCGAUGUGACAGCCCAAGCCUUCCUAGAUGAAACAGCGGUGAUGACGAAGCUGCAGCACCGGAACCUGGUGCGGCUCCUGGGCGUGAUCCUACACCAGGGCCUGUACAUUGUCAUGGAGUACGUGAGCAAGGGCAACCUGGUGAACUUCCUGCGCACGCGAGGCCGCGCCCUCGUCAAUGCCGCUCAGCUCCUGCAGUUUGCGCUGCACGUGGCCGAGGGGAUGGAGUACCUGGAAAGCAAGAAGCUGGUACACCGGGACCUUGCUGCGCGCAACAUCCUGGUGUCAGAGGACCUGGUGGCCAAGGUCAGCGACUUCGGUCUGGCCAAGGCUGAGCGCAAGGGGUUGGACGCGAGCCGGCUGCCAGUCAAGUGGACGGCACCCGAGGCACUCAAGCACGGGAAGUUCUCCAGCAAGUCAGACGUCUGGAGUUUUGGGGUGCUGUUGUGGGAAGUCUUCUCAUAUGGAAGGGCCCCGUAUCCCAAGAUGUCGCUGAAGGAGGUGUCGGAGGCGGUGGAGAAGGGAUACCGCAUGGAGCCCCCCGAGGGCUGCCCAGGCCCGGUGCAUGCGCUCAUGGGCAGCUGCUGGGAGGCGGAGCCCGCGCGCCGGCCGCCCUUCCGCAAGGUGGCGGAGAAGCUGGCGAGGGAGCUGCGCAGUGCAGGCGCUUCGGCCCCCUGCGGGGGACAGGAUGCCGACGGCUCCUCCUCGCCCCGAAGCCAGGAGCCCUGAGUCCCGCCCGGCCCCUGUGGGACCAGGGCUUUGAGGACCGAGACAGCGGGUGCAGGGCCGGCCUGCGGGGGCUCAGGGCAGCCCGUGGACGGUGCAGGCCCGGGUGGAGGGCGGUCGCCGUGGUAAAGGCUGAUUCCAAGGAGCAGCCUGUCUGCCUCUCUGUGACCCUUGCGCCUCCACCUGGGGACAACGUUCCUCAAGCGUUGGUGGCCGCUGUCUGGUGCACCAAGGGAGUGUCCUGGGUCCUCUCCAGGCAAGUCUCCACCAAAUGGCAAUUGGGUAAUAGGUACUGCGGGUCCCAGGUCCCGUCCUGCACCUAUGUGGCCCAUGCCAGACCCCCCAGCACUGCCUGUGAACCAGAACUUGCCCUUCGCCUGCUACUGUGGGGACACUGUUCUCUGGGGAACGUUUGGGGUGGGAGCCACUUGGGUUGGCCAUGGGGACCCCACAGGACAGGGUGUUCAGUGGAGGUGCUGAGUACACCGAACUCGGCCAUCUAACCACCUGUCCAUCCUUCCACCCCUCUGCCCACCCUCCCCUUGCUCAGCUGGCCCCUACUGAGCAUGUGCCAUGUGCCCAGCCCUCCUGGACGCUAGGCACCCCAGUGGUACAGCUCACAGGUGACACUUCUUGGACAAGGCCAAGUGUCCAGGGACAUAAGUGGGCCCCUGGCAGAUGGGCAUCUAGGCAUCAUUGGCCUGUGGCUCUCAGCCCCACCCAGGUGGCCUGAAGACCCAGAGAGGGAACAGGGCCGGGCCAGGACGUCCUGACUCAGUCUGUCUCUUGCUAUAAUACAGCACCAAGGCACAUGAGAUAGACAAGAAAGAGCUUGGCCCUUGUGGGUCCGGGAUCUAGAGGCCCAAAUCAAGAGCAGACACCAGCAGCUGCAUGGCAGAGAGCAGAAGCACAGGU